CGUGUUCUACGUUUACGUGGAACGUUAUCACGCGAUAUAAAAAUAUUUCUCGUAUGAACACGCGGAAUUAUUAUUAUUGCCAGUGAUUUAUACUCUUUUAUUGUCACUUUAAGCUUUAAAGUCAUAAAUAGUUUUCAUUAUCACGUUGUGCAAAACAAGAUCAUACUUGGAUAACGCCUUUUACAUUAUUGCUGGCCGCUUACAAAAAUUUAAUUCGUUUGAAAAAGGUUAGUUUGACUUAAAAAAAUUCGCGUUCUUUUUUCUUUUGUUUUUAAAAACAAAAUAUGACUUUUGACUGUAAUAGUGCAAACUUUUUUCGCGGAAGUGUUGCUUGUGGGAGUGUUAGUUAAAGCGCAGAGCCGGGUGCGCAGUAACGUUUGGCACCCCUAUAAAGGGAUGGGGGUUGGUCCCGCGCCAUUCACAAGUUUCCCAGCGCCGCCGAAGCUCGCUGGAGAGCUUUCCAUUGAACUUUUGUGAGUGCAACAUUUGUGUCAGCGUGAUGAAAGCGUUUUUCUUCCUGGUUGUUGCACUGUUGGCGGGCGAGGGCAUCAAUGCGCUCCUUUUGCCGGGCAAAGAGUACGGUCGGAUAAAGAGCUCGCCCAUAUUCUCUCACUCGUUCGCGAGGGCGCGACGCAUCCCUAGGCCUUCCCAUCGAGUUAUAGAUCCCACAGAAGAUUGUUUUCUCGUCACAUCUGAGGAAGGUGAGCUAUUCUUCAAAUCACCUUCCGAUGAGCCUACGGUGUGCGGAAUAUACAUGAUAGCGGACCCAGACAAGCGGAUCCAAGUGACAUUCAACUACGUGGACGUGCCUUGCGACAACGGGGGACUCGUUGCGUGGGUGGACGGCUGGGAGCUCAACGGGCAAGUGUGGCCAGCCGACGCGUGGGACGACGACCGAGUGGUGGAAUCCUGUGACCGCAGGCCGCAGAGGAAGCUCAUAUCGCGGCAGAACGCCGCCCUCAUCCAGUACAGAGUGCCUGCCCAGGGAAAAGGAUUCGCCGUCACUAUACGACACUUGAGAAAUGCAAGACCCUGCAACGUCAUGCUGUUCGGUUCUGAGGGUGUGUACACACUGCGGAAUCACGGGGAGACCGGCAACUGCUCGAUCAUCGCAAUCUCUCCUGCUAUCGUGCGCGUUCUGGACCUCAACGUGGGACAGGCUAUGAAGAGGGACGUGGUUGAUAUGGAGACUGGGACUAUUCAUCGUUGUACGAAACGGGGGAUGCUCGACUUCGUGGACAUAGGUGGCGCUAAUGGCCUCGACCACACGAAAAUGGAGAUCCUCGACAGCGUCUGCGGUCUGGACUCUAACGAAGGUCGUCGCCCAGCCUACAUCGCCUGCGAGGACACCGUCGUCCGGUUGGUAUCCAGCGGGAGGUACCACAACUCCGUCACCCUGGCUUUCGCCCCUCUCCCUAUGGAGGACAUCGAACACUCCGACCUGAUCUGCGGACUUAACACCGUGUAACUCGACCCGGACUGCCUCAGGCCACGCCAACACAAAUAACUCCUGUAAAUUCAUUUGGGCUCAAUUAUUCGGGAACUCGAUCACACCUCUCGGAUUACAGGCACUUAGCCUUUAAUUUUAGGGAUUCACCUGAAAUAGUAUUUCAAAUCAAUUAGUUUUAAGAAACAAUAACAAGAUUAUUUGAGGAAACUGAUCAUUUAACCUAAAGUACGCUAUACUGUCAAAUGUUACUAGCUAUUGUCGAAUCAAUGUAGGUAGAGAUAGUGUCGUUAUUCAAUAAAAACUUAAAUAAAAUUAUCUGUCUGCUCCUAAAAUAAACCUAACUGACAUGAAAUUCUACAGCAUUGCAGAAACAGUGGAUUGGAUCAUUUUAUUUUGAACCCGCCUAUACUUUAAAACCUGAUAAUUUUUACUUUAUGUUAAAGUAGACUUAACUUUUAAUCAUUAUUAUUAUUGUUGUUACAAUUUCUAAAUUAUGCUGCUCGUAAUUUUAACAUAAUUUGUGCGAUGUCAAUAAAGAAAAAUAUUUUAAACAGAAAUAGGUAAACCUAUAUUUUAACCAAAAUAACGUUGUCUGAACUAAACUCUUCAUAAUUAUUGUAAUUAGAUGACAAAAGAUGUAUGUCAUUAUUUAGAAUUAAGUUUAUGUGUAAUUAAGGUAGGUAGUAUUAACUGAUUGUAUCUGUCUAGUCAUAAUCAAAAGAAAAUAAUGUAUUUCGCGGCCAUGCAAUACGACACAAUACCCUAGCAGUUUGUCAAUA
Ostrinia furnacalis (Asian corn borer) is the source of this 2229-nucleotide messenger RNA. Its product is annotated as corticotropin-releasing factor-binding protein. The transcript is spliced from 7 exons. Gene Ontology annotation, biological process: hormone-mediated signaling pathway; negative regulation of corticotropin secretion; negative regulation of corticotropin-releasing hormone receptor activity. The record is from RefSeq and is a predicted model, not a curated record. NCBI's taxonomy places the organism in Eukaryota, Metazoa, Arthropoda, Insecta, Lepidoptera, Crambidae. Gene Ontology annotation, molecular function: corticotropin-releasing hormone binding. Bases 500 to 1468 code for a protein of 322 amino acids.